Molecule: messenger RNA, 800 nt
Organism: Schizophyllum commune H4-8
Lineage: Eukaryota; Fungi; Basidiomycota; Agaricomycetes; Agaricales; Schizophyllaceae
Exons: 2
Coding region: 153-353 (66 amino acids)
Source: RefSeq, a predicted model, not a curated record
CGUGCUACGGCCGAUGAGGCCACACUCCGUGUUAUGCGCGCAUUCGAAAGCACCUUCGGCUACCGUGGCACGCGUAAACCACCCGGAAACUCUUCCCUCCGCUGUCUUCCGUCGUCGACGCACGAAUGAAGGCGGACAGCUAGGGCCAAACGAUGCGAAUCACUGACCCUCCCCCAAUACGCCCUGGAUCUCAGCCUUCUUCCACCCCGUCCUGCGUGCUUUCGCUGCCGAAUGUGCACACGCUUCGCCACGAGGGCGACGAGCGCACCCGUAUCGCGGAAGUAAAGAUACGGACCAGAAAACACCUACCGUGCUCCCUCUCUUCGCUCCAAGCUGCAUUGCAGGACGUGUGAUGCCGAUAGGUAUGCGACGCGCUGACGUCACAACAAUCAGGACACACCGUCCAUCGUCCACCACCUGCGGCAUCGCUGCCCGUAUAGAUGGCUUGUUCUCAACUCACGCGGUACUCUCGACGCGUUUUUACGCGUCUCCGUGGUGCGUUAGCAUGCUGCAAUACCUCUUCUGCGUGAAACGACACCAAGGAUGCUAAAUUAACGCGUUGGUGGGCAAGCGAACAUCUGAUCCGUGACUUAGCACAUGAGGAAACGACUGCGCUGCAGAAUUUGACCUGAAGCGAAGCAUCGAACACAGGUCAACGCCAUCAUGACGAGCUAGCGACAGGCAGAAUAUAUGGUAGUCGUUAGUAGCGUCUAGUAGAAGGUUCAUACGCGAGGAAGUCCCUAUAACAUACUGCUGUCUACCUCAACACAGACCAGGUUAUCCGCCUUCAAAUACCAACC